AUGAUCGAUAUUAAUGCUUCAGUAUCUCAACUACUUUUGUGUAAUAUCAGAGCUCAGGCUAAUCAAACUUUUACCAGCGCACGUGAUGUAAGGCGCCCGACAUUGGAAGCUUCGGUAGUUUACCAAAAUGUGCAAGAUUACGAUUGCUUCAUUUUCGACUCUUUAUCCAUCAAUUAUAUCAGUAUUAGUGUGCAAGUAAAGCAUAUAGCCAUGCCACAGAGAUCACGGUGGAACGUCGAUGCUCUCGCCUUUGCUGAUGCCGAAGACCCCGAGACGUUAUCCAUGACCUGGACCGAACCCCGUCUCUGGUCCCAGCGCUUGGCUGCAGGACUACAAGCCGCAGGCGGCAUAUACCAGUCCGCGAACCCACACUCAAAUGCGCGCGAGCUGGCCUAUCAGUUCAAGCUCACCACGCCACACUUUAUUCUGGCAAGCCAAGAAACUCUGGUCUGCGCUCUGGAGGCCGCCGAAAUGGUAGGUAUUGGGCGGGAGCGGGUUUACGUGUUUAAUCAUGCUCCGCUUGCCAAGGAUGGCAGCGGCAAUGAUGAUUCUAAAACGGGGGUAAAGCACUGGAAGAAUUUAUUGGCAUCGACAGAGAUAGGCCGAAGCUUCUAUUGGAAGAGACUAACCCCAAGUGAAUCGAAGUUGACCACCGUCUAUAUGAUAAUGACAUCUGGGUUAGUUAUCCUGAGGCUUCCCAUGAUCUCCAGUCACCCGAACUUGACGAUUGGCAGCACAACUGGUCUCCCCAAAGCAGCAGAGGUCUCGCAUUAUGGCAUCCUUUCCAACUGUGUCCAGACAGAUUUCGUCAUGAGCCUUGAACCCAACCUCCGCACGAAGGAGCUGGCAGCCAAGAAUUCCAGGUGGCUGUGCACUAUUCCACUCUACCACGGCCUGGCAUUAUGUUAUUUCUGCACCAUCUCUGUCGCGAGACAGUACGAGAUUCACUGUAUGUUGGAAAGCAUCGAGAAGUAUCGUAUCACGGAACUGCACCUCGUGCUCCCGAUCAUAGUGGCCAUGACCAAGGACCCUGCAACCUUUUCGUGUGCAGCACCGUUAGGUCCCGAACCGACCUUUCAGUACGAGUCGCUUUGGCCCGAAGGCCAAGUCAACAUCAAGCAGGGGCUUGCGUCAACUGACCUUAAGUCUAUGCCCUUACUGACUUCGCCCGUAGAUCCUGCUGUAAUACAAUCGGCUGGCUCCGUUGGAGAGCCAAUUCCGAACUGCGAGAUCAGGCUGAUGGAUGAUGAUGAAAAUGAGGUUGAACCGGGACAAAGCGGGGAAAUAUGGUUUCGGGGUCCAAACCUUAUGAAGGGACAGGGGAUGUGGCCCGCCAGGAUGAGAAUGGGUGGUAUUACGUCGUGGACCGAAAGAAGGCAAGUAACAGUAGACGAGGGAUUAAAGCCGAUGAGAGCUGACAUCUUGUGGCAGGAAAUGAUUAAAGUCAAGGGCGUCCAGGUCUGGCGUGCUGAGCUGGAAGCACUCCUUCUCGAUCACCCUGCUGUCAGGGAUGCUGCCGUCAUCGGUGUGAGAAAGGACCACGAGGAGCACCCUCGUGCCUACAUUGUGGCAGCACCCGAAACUUCCGUCACCUCGGACGACAUCUUGCAAUUCGUCAACAACCGAGUAUCAACGAUCAAAAGACUCACAGGUGGUGUGGUCUUCACCAACACCAUCCCCAGAUCUCCGGUACGUCUUACUAGAUACUAA
Messenger RNA from Aspergillus oryzae RIB40, 1710 nucleotides. RefSeq lists its product as uncharacterized. The record is from RefSeq and is a predicted model, not a curated record. Gene Ontology annotation, biological process: secondary metabolic process. The transcript is spliced from 9 exons. The coding region runs from base 1 to 1710 and encodes 569 amino acids. NCBI's taxonomy places the organism in Eukaryota, Fungi, Ascomycota, Eurotiomycetes, Eurotiales, Aspergillaceae. Gene Ontology annotation, molecular function: CoA-ligase activity.